AUGGUGGGCGGUAGCCCAGGUGAAAUCGGAGCCCUGCGGUGGACUUUGGAGGCCUGGGAGGAGUCUAGGGAAGAAGAAGGGGCCAAUCCAGUGAGGGAGCUCUUGCACGUGAUAGAGGGCAGGGCUUGGGGAGGAGAGGCAGGCCAGCCUCCUGCCCAGGAAGAGAAGGGAAAGACCUCUCCCCCCUGGGAUCCUGCUCCCUCCCCAACUCUGUCUGCUGAGGACCAAGGCCUGGCCCAAGCAGGGAGCCUGGAGCCAGUGGCAAUGGCCUGUAGGAGCCGCAGACCCCCAGCCCAGGAGUUGGUGACAUUCCAGGAUGUGGCUGUGGACUUCACGGAGGAGGAGUGGCGCCUCUUGGACCAUUCUCAGAAAGAGCUGCACAAGGAGGUCAUGCUGGAGAAUGCCCAGAACCUGCUCUCCCUGGGACUUCCCAUUCCCAGAGAAGGUUUGACCAGCCAGGUUGAGCAGGAAGGCCUGAGGAGCUCCUGUCCAGCAGAUGCAAAGACCAGGUUUGAUGUGAAGAGGAUUAGUGCAAAUCUAAAAAUGACCUCAUGGAAUGACUGUUGUUGUUAUAGUGAAUACAGCAAUGAUCUUCCUGAACAUCAGAGAACCAACAUUGAUGAGAAACAAUAUGAAUGCACUCAACAUGGAAAACCUUUCAGAAAGAGUGCUAGUGUUACCAAACAUAAAAGAAAAUACACUGAAGAGAAACCUCCUGAGUGUCAUGAAUAUGGUAAAGCUUUUAGGGACCACUAUUCCCUUACUGUACAUCAGAGAAUCCACACUGCAGAGAAACCUUAUCAAUGUCUUCAAUGUGGUAAAGCUUUUAGUGUACACUAUUCUCUUAUUAAACAUGAGAGAAUCCACAGUGGAGAGAAACCUUAUGAAUGUAAUCAAUGUGGAAAGACUUUCAGAUACAAGUCCAGUCUUGGUCCACAUAAGAGAAUCCACAGUGGAGAGAAACCUUAUGAAUGUAAUCAAUGUGGAAAGACUUUUAGAGCCAACUCAAAUCUUGAUGCACAUAAAAGAAGCCACACUGGAGAGAGACCUUAUGAAUGUAAUCAAUGUGGAAAGGCUUUCAGAUGCCGCUCCAAUUUUGCUGCACAUAGGAGAAUCCACAGUGGAGAGAAACCUUAUGAAUGUAAUCAAUGUGGAAAGGCUUUCACAUAUCGUUUCCAACUUGUUCUUCAUCAGAGAAUCCACACUGGAGAAAAACCUUAUGAAUGUAAUGAAUGUGGAAAGACUUUCAGAUACAAUUCCAGUUUUGCUGCACAUAAGAGAAUCCACACAGGGGAGAAACCUUAUAAAUGUAAUAAAUGUGGAAAGACUUUCAGAGACAACUCCAGUUUUGCUAAACAUCAGAGAAUCCACAGUGGAGAAAAACCUUAUGAAUGUAAUCAAUGUGGAAAAGCUUUCCAUAGAAACUCCAAGCUUCGUCUACAUCAGAAAAUCCACAGCAAACAAAAACCCUAUGAAUGUAAUGAGUGUGGAAAGGCUUUUACAGAGAACUGGUAUCUUGUUAAACAUCAGAAAAUCCACACUGGAGAGAAAUCUUAUGAAUGUAAGCAAUGUGGAAAGGCCUUCAGAGACAAGUCAAAUUUUGCUGCACAUAAGAGAAUCCACACUGGAGAGAAGCCUUAUGAAUGUAAUCAAUGUGGAAAGGCUUUCAGAUGCAGCUCCAGGUUUGCUGAACAUAAGAGAAUCCACAAUGGAGAGAAGCCUUAUGAAUGUAACCAUUGUGGAAAGACUUUUGAAUACAAAUCAAAUUUUGCUGCACAUCAGAGAAUCCAUACUGGAGAGAAACCUUAUGAAUGUAAUGAGUGUGGAAAGGCUUUCAGAUGCAGCUCCAGUUUUUCUGCACAUAAGAGAAUCCACACUGGAGAGAAACCUUAUGAGUGUAACCAAUGUAGAAAGACUUUCAGAUACAGCUCUAGGUUUGCUGAACAUAAGAGAAUCCACACUGGAGAGAAGCUUUAUGAAUGUAAUCAAUGUGGAAAGACUUUUGAAUACAAAUCAAAUUUUGCUAAACAUCAGAGAAUGCACAGUGGAGAGAAACCUUAUGAAUGUAAUCAAUGUGGAAAGGCUUUCAGAGACAAGUCAAAUUUUGCUGAACAUCAGAGAAUCCACACUGGAGAGAAACCUUAUGAAUGUAAUCAAUGUGGAAAGACUUUCAGAGGCAGCUCUGGUUUUUCUGCACAUAAGAGAAUCCACACUGGAGAGAAACCUUAUGAGUGUCUGGAAUGUGGUAAAGCUUUUAGUGUACACAAUUAUCUUAUUAAACAUAAGAAGAUCCACACAAGAGAAGCCUUAUGA
This is a messenger RNA of Dromiciops gliroides (monito del monte), 2313 nucleotides long. RefSeq names its product zinc finger protein 420-like. Lineage: Eukaryota; Metazoa; Chordata; Mammalia; Microbiotheria; Microbiotheriidae. Gene Ontology annotation, biological process: regulation of transcription by RNA polymerase II. The transcript has 5 exons. Gene Ontology annotation, molecular function: DNA-binding transcription factor activity, RNA polymerase II-specific; RNA polymerase II cis-regulatory region sequence-specific DNA binding. The record is from RefSeq and is a predicted model, not a curated record. The coding region runs from base 1 to 2313 and encodes 770 amino acids.